Messenger RNA from Colletotrichum phormii, 1622 nucleotides. RefSeq names its product mitochondrial DNA replication protein YHM2. NCBI's taxonomy places the organism in Eukaryota, Fungi, Ascomycota, Sordariomycetes, Glomerellales, Glomerellaceae. Bases 382 to 1335 code for a protein of 317 amino acids. Gene Ontology annotation, cellular component: mitochondrion. The record is from RefSeq and is a predicted model, not a curated record. The transcript has 3 exons. Gene Ontology annotation, biological process: mitochondrial citrate transmembrane transport; alpha-ketoglutarate transport. Gene Ontology annotation, molecular function: tricarboxylate secondary active transmembrane transporter activity.
CGUCCGCUCAGUUACGGAGAGCUCCUGCUUCUGUUUCUUCUGUUUCUUGUCACUGAACGGCUUCCCCCCCGAACUAAAACCAAAACCAGUCCAGUCCCCCGGGCGCCUAUUUCUCGAACGAACACAUCUCUCCAAAAGCACCUGGCACCUCGGCCUUCUUCCGAGAAACACCAACCAGCACAGCUCGAAUAUCCGAGGUCAUUCCCAGCCCUUUUUUUAUCCCGCAACCUGCCGCAUUUUCCCCAUUCCUCGCUUGGCUCCAUUCCCAAGCAUCUACCCCGUACCAUCCAUUAAACCUCCCACCGCACCUCGCAUCCCCCGCGAAGAAGCACCCUCCUCCCUUGGUCAGGGCCCCUUUCUGUCAUCACAAGUAGCAGAGCCAUGGUUGCCGUCGCCACUAUGCCCGCCCCCAUCGGGGAGCCCCAGAGGCUGGAGAAGAAGCCCGUCAAGUUCUCCAACUUGCUGUUGGGCGCCGGUCUGAACAUGUUCGAGGUCACCACUCUUGGCCAGCCGCUCGAGGUCGUCAAGACCACCAUGGCUGCCAACCGUGGCGACGGCUUUGGCACCGCCCUGGGCCGCAUCUGGGGUCGUGGAGGUGUCUUUGGUUUCUACCAGGGUCUCAUUCCCUGGGCCUGGAUUGAAGCCUCCACCAAGGGCGCUGUCCUGCUCUUCGUCGCCUCCGAAGCCGAGUACUACGCACGCAACGCUGGCGCCUCCGAGUUUGGUGGUGGCAUCAUCGGUGGUAUUACCGGUGGUGUUGCUCAGGCCUAUGCUACCAUGGGUUUCUGCACUUGCAUGAAGACGGUCGAGAUCACCAAGCACAAGGUUGCCUCCACUGGCGUCCCGCCUCCCAGCACCUUCCAGACCUUCAUGGGUAUCUACCGCAAGGAGGGUAUCAAGGGCAUCAACAAGGGUGUCAACGCCGUCGCCAUUCGCCAGAUGACCAACUGGGGUUCCCGUUUCGGUCUCUCUCGUCUGGCCGAGCAGGGUAUCCGCGACUUUAGAGGCAAGAAGGAGGGCGAGAAGCUCCUCGCCUGGGAGAAGAUUCUUGCUUCCGGUAUCGGUGGUGGUCUGUCCGCCUGGAACCAGCCCAUCGAGGUCAUUCGCGUCGAGAUGCAGAGCAAGAAGGAAGACCCCAACCGACCCAAGAAGAUGACGGUCGGAAACACUUUCCGUUACAUUUACUCCACCAACGGUGUCUCUGGUCUCUACCGUGGUGUUGCUCCUCGUAUUGGUCUCGGCGUUUGGCAGACGAUUUGCAUGGUUGCUUUGGGUGAUAUGGCCAAGACUUACGUCGAGAAGCUCACCGGCGACAAGGUCACGGCUAAGCAUUAAGAUGGCGUUACAUGGGGGAAACUAUACCAAUACCUGGAAAGGUCGUUGGACUGAGGAUGGGGCUGGCUGGCUAACCUGGUCAAAGGCGGACUCCGUGUGGGGGAGCUGCUGUAGCAUACCUUACCGUACCGAUAUCACGGAUGAACCCCGCCGUGGCCCCGUGCGAGUGACAUCCCCGGGGCUCAGCGUCUGUAUCUGUUCUUCAUCUGGCUUUAUGCUUAUCUUAGAGAUUACUCGUUAUGGGCUGCGCUUCGCGCCCUUGGAACUAUAUACAAAAGAUUCGUGGA